Messenger RNA from Acanthamoeba castellanii str. Neff, 636 nucleotides. RefSeq lists its product as uncharacterized. The transcript has 6 exons. Bases 1 to 636 code for a protein of 211 amino acids. The record is from RefSeq and is a predicted model, not a curated record. NCBI's taxonomy places the organism in Eukaryota, Discosea, Longamoebia, Acanthamoebidae.
AUGGCAGUCUCCAUUGCGGCUGAGGUGGACACACAAUCAUGCCUGCUUGACCGCAUCGAUGCUCAGACAGAGCUGGUGGAGGCGAGGAACUUCAUGGGGUCCGCAAAAAGCCUCAGUUCUUCGGGGGUGGGCUCGUUCUUCUCUGGCCUCGCGGCUGCGGUUUCGUCGCCCUUCAAGUCCUUGUCCGCAACGAACUCAGGGGUCGACGUGGUCGUCGUCGUCGUCCUUUUCAUCAUCGUCAUCAUCGUCAUCGUCAUCGUCAUCAUCACCUGCAUCGUCAUCAACGGGAGCGGCUGUGACGCAAGAGCGGCGGCCUUGGAGAAGCUGGUGCUGCUGCAGCGAGCGAACGGCACCUGGACCCUCGAGGCCAUGGAGGACUUCCUCAAGAUCUCCUUGCCUCUGCCCGCCCUAAUUGCCACUGAUGAGACGGUGUCGCUCCUGUGGGCGACACUGGUGGCCCUGGCGGUGCUCGAGCGGGUGUUCGACGACAAGCGCGACGAGUGGCGCUUGCUGGCGCAGAAGGCCACCUUGUGGGUCAAGCGCUCCACUGCCAACGAGCCGUCGACCCUGAGCGAGCUCACCGCCCUCAGCCUGGCCAUGGACCUCCCCAGCGAUCUGACCAGCCUCAACAAUUGA